Molecule: messenger RNA, 2238 nt
Organism: Panicum virgatum (switchgrass)
Lineage: Eukaryota; Viridiplantae; Streptophyta; Magnoliopsida; Poales; Poaceae
Exons: 2
Coding region: 1478-1966 (162 amino acids)
Molecular function (GO): acyltransferase activity, transferring groups other than amino-acyl groups
Source: RefSeq, a predicted model, not a curated record
CGGCCUGGCAAAGUGGCUGGGCGGCGGUGGGGGCUAGCCGCCGUCCGCGCGGCCCGCUGCCGGGCGAGGAGCCUAUAAAACGGGGAGGGUCUCCGGCAGCUGGGCGAGCGCCCUCGCUUGAGCAGCAACCCUAGUCCACGGCCGCCUCGCUCUCAAUCGGCAUACCCUCUCCAGAUCUAUGCGCGGCCACGUCGUACCCCCAAAAUUAGGUGACGGGAGAGGAGCGGGUGAUUAGGGGUUAGGGGGGUUUCCUGCUUUUUGUGUUUCUGACCCGGUGGAUUGCUCCUUUUUUGUGUUAAUAUACUAGCACUACAGUUUUUUUGUUUGUUUUUUUUUGGAAACUACCACACCAGGCUCAGUCUAACUAGUUCAGCGCACUCUUUUGUUCAUUGUGAUGUGUUAGCUGCUGAUGCAUAACUUUAUUGAGACAAAAAAAAUCGAUAGCUGAAUAUGACAUUGGAUUUGUAUAGCUUUAUACGUACACUCUCCCAGUUUCUUUAAUAAAGCAUAUUAGGAUUCGAAAAGCUCAAACUUUAUAAGGUUAACUAAACAUUAGUCAAAUUAUACACAAUCAUCGUGUAUGAAAAUUACAUUAGGUGAUUUGUAUUUCAUAAAUCUUUUAGUAUGAAAUCAUUUCAUAGAAAUGGAUAUUAUAUUGAUCUAAGUACACUUCUAAAGACUCAAAUAGCCAUGUAAAACUAAGCGAGGGGAGUAGAAGCUAUUCUUUAACUUGGCAUUGUACGGUUGUACCUAUUUUAUAUUGUAAGUCUCAUGUAACUUUUGUUUUGCGAAAAAAGCAUCAUAUAACAAUGUGCUAAUAUAAGAAAGUUGGGAUGAAUACCCUCGACUUUUCACUACCUACAUCUACAUUGUCCCUUUUAUAAUCUGAUACAUUCAUCGGUACGGUAGAAAACAUCUAGAGAGGGUCAGUAUGGUGUCGAGUCCAUUUAAAAAGUCAUGUAAAUGCUUAGAACUGCUGUUGGAAAAGAAUAAUUAUAUGCCUGCACAAGAGCCAUGUUAUGCAACAGGAACAAUUAGCUUGUAGAUGAGUACCUCACAUAAGCAGCACAUGGGUGCUCGUAUGAGUAGGGACUCUCUGAGUUUUGGCUCGAGUAAUGAGCCUGUUCGGCUGAUCUUGGCACGGUUUGUCUCGACUUAUUUCCUUUUACAUAAUACUAUUCAUUUUACUAGCCGAGCACUAUUCAUUCUACCAGCCGAACAGUCUCAAUGUCCCCUUAAUUAAGUAGUUUAUUUGAAAGCCCACUAAAAUACUUUACACACUUGAAUAACGUUAGAUAGCAAAUUUAUUGAUAUUUGUAAUUGUAGAAAAAAUAUUUAAACAAAUAUAGUGUUAAUUGUAGUCCAAGCAGUUGAAAAAGUGGCAGUUACAUUUUCAUCUCAGGACUGCUCGGUCAGAGGUGUUGAGAGCGGGGUUGAAAGGGCAAAAGUACAGCAGCUCUGCUCGCUCCGGGUAAGGAUGGCGGCGGCGGCGGCGGCGAUAGUCGAGUUGGACCCGUCGGACGAGCGCGCCGGCCGAGUUAUCGACAAUAUCGUGCGGCUGGAGAGGAGGAUCUUUCCGAAGCACGAGUCGCUGGCGCGAUCCAUCCACGACGAGCUCAAGCGCCGGAACUCCGGCCUGAUUUACACGGCAUCCACCGUCGCGGGAGGCGACGGCGACGAGGUCGUCGGGUACGCCAUGUACACCUGCCCGACCUCCCUCUGCGCCUCCAUCACCAAGCUCGCCGUGAAGGAGAGCUGUAGGCGGCAGGGCCACGGCGAGGCUCUGCUGCGGGCGGCCGUGGAGCGGUGCCGGGGGAGGAGGGUGCAGCGGGUGAUCCUCCACGUCGACCCGGCGAGGGCGGCCGCCGUCGCGCUGUACCGGAAGGCCGGGUUCCAGGUCGACGCCACCGUCGAGGGCUACUACGCGCCGCAGAGGGACGCCUACCGGAUGUUCAUGGAUCUGUAGGGAUCAUCAAGAGGCCAAUUGAGCAUUUGAGCUUGCUUGCCAAUUGUGAUCGACCAGCAGCAUAAAGCCAUCAAUACUUCUCAGAAUUGAUAAAAGCUCUGACGAGUUCUGAUCCUAUGGAUGUUUUAUGUCGGUGGCUAUGUAGUCUCAAAUUGUACUAGCGAUCUGUUUGGAGGAUUGCUCAAGAUCAAGUUGAUCCUCGCUGUGUUCUGGAAAGAAUCCCGCAUUCCGAAUGCUGCCGAUAAAUGACAACUGUAUGGUUUCAGUUACAA